ACAACAAUAUCUACAACACUAUGUGAUGGAUUCCUCAUCACUUUGCAUUGCAACAACACACACAAACAUGGCUGCCAAACUCACUCUCUCUUCUCCCCUUUCCUUCAAAACUUCUUUUCUGCCAAAAUCACUUCCAGAUUCUCUUGUUUUGUGCUCCCCAAGAACCAAUGUUACUGGUGUUAAAGUUCAUGCUAAAUUAGGUGGUGGAGAUGAGGAUGUCAAGAAAGGAGACAAGAAGAAAUUCAUCACCAGAGAGGAAGAACCACAACAGUAUUGGCAGACAGCAGGAGAAAGGGAGGGUGAGAAUCCCAUGAAGACUCCUCUUCCUUACAUAAUCAUAUUUGGUAUGUCAACUCCUUUUGUAAUCUUGGCCAUUGCUUUUGCAAAUGGUUGGAUUAAGGUACCUAUUCGAUGAGACAACACCUCGCUGUCUACUCUAUUUGUUAAUUCUCACGAAUUUUAAGCACUUCUCGAACUACAGCAGAGAAUUUGUUUACUUUUUCACUUAUGUAAGGACAUUAUGUUACGUCUCGUUUUCAUGAUCAAGAGUUUUCUCCUCCUACCACUGUGAAACUCCGGCUGAGAAAGCUUCUUCAUAGUGGCAGUUUGAUGACCCUUGUACAUUUUUAGAUUGAAAACAAAGGGAGAAGAAACAACAAUGGAUAAGGAUGUUUUUUUCUUCUGUUGGA
Messenger RNA from Vigna angularis (adzuki bean), 689 nucleotides. RefSeq lists its product as uncharacterized. The transcript is spliced from 3 exons. Gene Ontology annotation, cellular component: chloroplast. The record is from RefSeq and is a predicted model, not a curated record. Lineage: Eukaryota; Viridiplantae; Streptophyta; Magnoliopsida; Fabales; Fabaceae. The coding region runs from base 26 to 415 and encodes 129 amino acids.